GAAAGGUUUCAAACUAGCUUGUUGUCGGUGAGCUACAACGCAUGCGCAAAAUUGACCCUACUCAAAAACCGGAACAAACUUUGUUGGCAAAGAAAAAUAAAAAGACCGAGUUUGUCCAAAGGAAUGCUGUGCGGGACAUUUAUCUGCCUUUUUCUGUUAGCUAGCUGUUAGCCACAGCUGGCCCACUACUCAAAAGCGAAUUCAGGAGCAGAUUUGUGAUGGAGACUAAAGUCACGUAUAUUUGUUUGUCUUCCCCACUUGAGUCGAAAGGGCUGAAUGCAAAGAGCGCCACAUGGAGGCGGUGUUAAAAAAUGUUGCUAGCGCGGUGGAGCUGCUAGCUGUGGCGGCUCACAGCGAUGCGGUGAGUCAGUGGGAUGAGCAGACUCUGUCCAGAGCGUUUCAGUGGGCCGGCUACUGCGAGCACGUUUACACCAGGUUUCACACGAACUCUGCUAUUAGAAGAGUCGUGGAGAAGCAGCUGCAGCACACCAAUGCAACUCUACGAGAUGCUUUUGCAGACUACAACGAAGUCUCCUUCAUGGACCUCCCCCGCUGCGAGCACCUGCUGCUCCGGGCUCUGCUCAACAACCCCCAGCUGCCCAUUUCCACCAUCAGGAUCCUUUUUGGCCUAAAGAACGGUACCAGCAGACGGUACCACUACCAGGAGGUGACAGGACUCUGCAGCCACCUCAUCCAGUGUAAAUCAGCAUGUGAAGUCCUGUGUCCUUUCUCAGGCCUGUCAACUGUUAGUGCUGAAGCUGAGGUGCAGGGGGAGAUGCUGAUGAAGAGGCUGGGCGCUCUGCUGAGCCAAGGCAGUGACCCCAGUCAGGCCGAGCACUUCUUACACUCCAGCCUCCCGCUGUGUGAAGGAGCAGCCCGGCAUUCCUGUUUAGUCAUCACAGCAGCUCUGCUGACAGCAUCAGAUUCAGCCGGCCAAACCUCCUCGCAGAGUUUUCUGUUGGAUUGGCUGCAGAAAGAACACGGCGUGCUGCAGCACAUGGGCUCCACGCUGCCUUCUGCCGUUCUGAAAGAUCUAGCCGGGGCUCAUCGGAAAUUUAGAGACGCGUACUUUGGCACUCUGAAAAAGUGGGCGUCAGAGAUGGAGUACAGCCUGAGCGAUGGAGAAUGGGUUCCUGCAUGCACAGCAGCAGCGCCGGCUCUGUCCUUUCCGAAAAUGGUCGAGCACUUUUCAGACUUGUUUGACGCCUGUCCGUCUUUGAGGAGGAACGCAGAGGAUGAGCUGCUUCAUUUAAAGAUUUUAGAUGGAGACUUUGACGCCAGAGGCCUGAGUGUUUGGGGAGACAUUCUGUCAGAAGUAAAGAAGUGACAAGUUUUGUUUUUCAAUACUAAAAUAUAUGCACAUCCACAACUGCAAUGUUUUGUAAUACAAAAUAUAUGAAAUCUAUUUGCAUUGUUUUGUUUGUUAUUUAAAAUAAAUUAUAUAUUUUCA
Messenger RNA from Oryzias melastigma (Indian medaka), 1450 nucleotides. It is a transcript of the gene fancf, whose product is annotated as FA complementation group F. The coding region runs from base 293 to 1327 and encodes 344 amino acids. NCBI's taxonomy places the organism in Eukaryota, Metazoa, Chordata, Actinopteri, Beloniformes, Adrianichthyidae. Gene Ontology annotation, cellular component: Fanconi anaemia nuclear complex. The record is from RefSeq and is a predicted model, not a curated record. Gene Ontology annotation, biological process: interstrand cross-link repair. The transcript has 2 exons.